GGGGGAGGGAGCGCACUGGACACGGCAGCGAUGGUGGGAGCGAAUGCGCAGGCGUUGCUUGCGGAGCUGGUAACACGGCGAGGGCGGCAUGAGGAGGCAGAGCGACUGUACACGCAGGCUCUGGACGCCUACACGCGGCACUACGGCACCGACCACCCCACCACCGCCCGCUGCAUGUGCGAUCUGGCCGCUGUCAUGGCACGGAGGGGGCGAACAAGCCAGGGGGAACACAUGGCACGCAGGGCGCUGGCUGCGGCCACUGCGGCUCAUGGGGAGGGGCACCCAGCUGUGGCGGCAUGCUGGGUGGCGCUGGGAGAUAAUUUAAUAGCCAAGGGCGACAACUUUGAGGCGCACUCCGUGUACCGUACGGCUUAUGACAUCAUAGCAACCGCCAACGGUCAGGAAGACGAGGAGGCAUUGCGUGUGGAUCGUCUCAUAUCGCAACUGGACCAGGAGCUUGGUUGGGGUCAGCCGGAGGAAGGAAAUGAGGGGUGAGAGCUUACAAGUCUUCGGGCUGGGGGCCGUGGGAAGGAGAGGCCAGGUGCCUAGGUGUGGGACUGACAUUGUGAAUGAACAGGGCUAGGACGGGACUUUGGAGGGCAGGAUGGGUACCGGUAUGCGUGUAUACGUUGUGUGUGUUGUUCUGUUUCGGGAAUUGCAGCUUGGCCCCAGCCGUGCAGGGCUGACGUUUUCGGGUUCGAGACGCGCGUGCGGGUGGCUUUUGUACUGUUGCCUUGCCCGGUCUGUUCGGGCUCGGGAGGGUAGCUGCGCGACUCCCGGGGAGGGCAACCUCUUUCUUUAGUCCGCAAAGCUGACUGAUGACAGGCAGUUGUGCCGUAUUUCCGGUGUCAUGGCUUGGCCACUGGCCUCUUUGUUGUUCGCCGUUACAACUUGACCCUGCCUCCUACAUGUUACAUAAACAAUGCGAACUGUUUUAUGAGUGGUACGUACCUUGACUUGGCGGUGAAGUAGUAUGAGGUGUGUGGAGUAAGAUGUACGUCGGUGUGGAUUAAACGAAUGAAGGUCCUGGGCGAAUGUGUAGCAAGGGCAGGGCCUGGUUCGGGUUUUAUCUCGGUUCGCUUAUUUGGACGAACGCUUAUGGCUUAUGGUGCAAUCCGAAAGCACCGCGCAAUCUCUGUACGGCGCAUGCCGUCGUACAGCGACGUACACCUGUACUGCAGAUGAUUUACGCUUCCAUGUACGGAAUGCUGGGCAUGUAGCUGCACCACAAGCCGCUGCUAUUGAAUAAUCAUAUGAGGUUAUGAGGUUUUAUGACCGCGUCAUUUCACCUGGCCACGUCUAUCGCGUUGAUGAAUCGUUGCCUUGAAUUUGUUCGCUUCUAGUCAUUUUCGCGGCAUCAAUGCUUGCUGCUCAAAGCAACGCAGAUUGCAAAUGGUAGUUGGAGCGCGGAGGACUUCCGUGAGCCUUGCCGUCUGUUGCUGCUCAGCCUCCACGCGCAGGAAGGUGCUUGGGCGGCGGUGACUUAGGGUUUGGGCUUAGGUUUGUCUUAGGGCUCUUUCUCGGUUCUGCUGGGCUCCCGCUCUUCGUCGUGUGCUUGCUAGCACGUAUUCAUCCCGCUUUGGGUUCUCAGUGGUGAGGAAGAUCGUUGGGCACAUGCCUAGGGUGAUUACGGAGGCGCCGGUGGCAUGAUUCAGGUAUGGGAUCGGUGAUAUGGCCAGUGGGCGUGGUGAGCAAGGGGCAUAUGGACGUUUUAAGUAUAUGACCCGUGGGUCAGAAGCAAUAACGAAACAACACACCGAACAAAAUAUGCCCAUUGCAAACGCGGCGUGGCAAGCCGUAUCUUCACAGCGCGGUUAGGCUUGUGAAGCUCGUCUUUCUCCCCUGUUUGGAGAGGCAUGUUUGGUGCGCUUUUCGCGCCAUUUGUACGGACGUGGGGCAUGGGUACAACGCAUGGGUGCAGCGUAUGGAGGUGGGCUGCACAGUCUGGUUGUGACAAUGCCCUUUGCAAGAGGUAUUUCACCGUGGGUGUGUGUUCGUGAACGAAUCAGCAACGAAUGUUUGAACACAUUGUUAUGUCAUGUCGCACGGCUUCGCCUGUGCGUGUCGCUUGUUGUCAUGUGUGUGCUCUACGUGGGAGCAUUGUACGAUUACAUCAUCCUCCUUCAUAGCAUGUACGGCAUACGGGGUUGUUUGCCCGACUCUUUGAAUGCUAAGAGUCGUGGAGGCCGUAUGCAUGGAAACACGUGAAUGGGCUCGUUUGGUUUUAUGAAUGCGCGCAGUGGUUGCCUGUUUAAGUGCCUCACUCCCUCACAGGGACAUGGCCUUAGCUAGGGCCAACGUGCCGGUUCCCAUGUAGGUCGCUGCAUUGGGUUGCGCUCUCACGUCUUAAGCUCGAUCAACUAUUCCGUGCCAAGAGUGAGUCGGGGAGGCGUGUGUCAGCGUAAGGAUGGCGGCCUGCGCCAGCGUUUGGUUUGCUAAGCCUGGUACUGUUAGGGUGGUUGGUGUACUAAGGGGCAUUGUACGGGUGAAGAGCCUGAGUCGGGGUUCCCCACCCUGAGAAUGAGUGAUAGAAAUGAGGCGAGUCCCAUGAGUGUGGAAAUCACCCCAGGACUGCGUGAUCUAGGUAGGUACGGUUGCCAGAGGGAGGUCAGGGGCGACAGCUAUGUCGAAAGUUAUGAAGAAGCCUUGUGGCUAUUCCGAUGGCAUGACGAGCGGCUUGUCGUUAUCCCGCAAAACUGUUGGUUACACGGCUUAGGAGCCAACCACUCGCAUGGAGAGCCCCUUUGUAGCUGUACGACAGCUUUGGUUUCAUUUGUGUGUGGAUGCCGUACGGCCACGGUGGGAGUGUUUCCAGAGCUUCUGUGUUUGCCCUCCUAUCUGGGCGUGCACGCUGGCUCUUAAUGUGUGCCGUGCUUACUGACUAACACCAGCAGCAGAGAUUCGUUGAAGCUACUAGCUUGGCGCAUGUGUGUGCGCGUAUUAGCAGGGGCUUGACCUCUUAUGAGUCCUCGGCGCAAUAUUGCUUGCUUGCCUGUUUCCCGCAUGUGUGGUGUGUGCACGCGUGCAUGGGGGUAGGUUUCCUGUUUGCCAUAAGCUGUGACCUUCAUCAAGCUGUCCAAAUUACACUGUUCCAGCCGUGUUUUUGGCUCGGUUGGCUUGGCGUUUACGUUUGUUCGGUACCUUAUUCCACCUCUUGGGUGUCUUGGUGUGUUCCUGUGUGGGAGUGCAAAAGGGUGGAGUUAGGUGAACCCUAGAGCAAACACGACGGGAUGGUGUGUGCCUUUUUCUCACGGCGGUCGUAUCAGCUGCUCGCUUUACUAUAGGCAUCUGCCGAGCAGAGUUGUCGCUGUCACCUAUUCAGCAUGAAGUUUGCAUCUAACGAAUGGCAAUGGGGCUCAAGGGAACGUCCGAUCUUCUACCCGUACUCUGCGCCAUAGAAUGGCAUGGAAUCCGUUUAUCAAUGGAAGGGCGUGAUGUGCCUUUGGCCUGAUAGCAUAAGAACGACGUGGAUCAUGUAGUAACGUUGCGUUUGGGGGGUCCCGGGUGCUAGCUGUUAGACGGCGGGGCACGGGUUUGCACUGGGUGGUUCAAGAGCCAGGACACCUGCUAGCAUUGUAUGCUACUAGCAUUAUUCAUUAAGCAGCUUGCCGUGAGCUGGUUAGAUAACCUCAGUGCUGGGCCUUUUAUAGACGGUGUCGGGGUUGCGGGACUGGUACUGUCCUGACUGCUGCGACCCAUUGGCCAUAGCAAGCUGCCCAUAUGCAAGCCGCAGGCUUACAGCAAGACGGUAACUUUGUAAACACAUAGCAUGCGGUCUUAUUUACGGCGAAGCAUUCCGUCGUGUUUGCCGACGGCCCUUGUGCACUGGCAAUGGGCGACGACGAGAC
Astrephomene gubernaculifera is the source of this 3848-nucleotide messenger RNA. The record is from the annotation of a GenBank genome assembly. Lineage: Eukaryota; Viridiplantae; Chlorophyta; Chlorophyceae; Chlamydomonadales; Astrephomenaceae.